AUGGCCUGUAGCUCUGCAGCAAUGGCCUGGAGAGCCAGCGUCCGGGCUCGUGCCCUUCCGACCUCCCGCUGGACCCAACGGCCCGCAAUUCUCCAACAGCGAGUCGAGCGCCACGGCGCGAGAUAUGCCUCAGACUCGGCUGCACCCGCGGCCGAAGUUGUCAAAGACGCUGCCAAGGAGUCUGCCCAAGAGACAGCCAAGGAAACCAAAGAGACUGCGAAGGAAAUUCCCCGAAAGGCAGGCCGCGGCUCCAGGAAGGCCCUGUAUGCUACCUCUCUGGCCUUCACCUUGUUGGUGGGCUAUGUCUACGGAACCGAUACCAGAGCCAGCAUUCACAGGUACGGCAUUGUGCCUUUGAUUCGCAUGCUGUACCCGGAUGCGGAAGAUGCGCACCACAUGGGUGUCGAGAACUUGAAAACACUCUACCAGUUUGGUCUUCACCCGCGGGAGCGUGGAGAGCCGGAUCGCGACGGUGCCUUGUCAACCGAGGUCUUUGGAUACAACCUGUCCAACCCCAUUGGUAUCUCUGCGGGUCUGGACAAGCACGCUGACGUGCCUGAUGCGCUCUUCGACCUGGGUCCGGCCAUUGUGGAAGUUGGCGGCACCACCCCACUGCCACAGGACGGAAACCCCAAGCCGCGUGUGUUCCGCGUGCCCUCACAGAAUGCCAUGAUCAACCGCUACGGCCUGAACUCCAAGGGAGCAGACCACAUGGCAGCGGUCCUGAAGCAGCGUGUCGUUGACUUCGCCUACGCCGUCGGAUUCGGCCAGCACGACCACUCCGAGCAGCGGGUGCUCGACGGCGAGGCCAACGUUCCUCCUGGAAGUCUGGUCCCCGGCAAGCUCCUUGCCGUGCAAGUUGCCAAGAACAAGGUCACCCCAGACUCGGACAUCGAGGCCAUCAAGCGCGACUACGUGUACUGCGUCGACCGGGUAGCGCGGUAUGCGGAUAUUCUGGUCGUGAACGUCUCGAGCCCCAACACCCCCGGUCUCCGUGACCUGCAAGCCACUGCGCCUCUCACCGCCAUCCUCACGGCCGUCGUGGGCUCUGCCCAGAGCGUCGAGCGCAAGACCAAGCCCUACGUGAUGGUGAAGGUCAGUCCCGACGAAGACUCCGACGAGCAGAUCUCUGGCAUCUGCGAAGCUGUCUGGAACUCCGGCGUCGACGGUGUGAUCGUGGGUAACACCACCAACCGCCGACCUGACGCCCUGCCCAAGGGCUUCGUCCUCCCCGAGGAAGAGCAGAAGACCCUCACUGAGACAGGUGGAUACUCUGGUCCUCAAUUGUUUGACGGCACCGUUUCGCUGGUUGGCCGCUACCGAGCUCUUCUCGACAAGGGCCCCUCCGAGUCCGCUGCCGAGGGUCCCGCGUCCAAUGUAGCCCGGAAGGUGAUCUUUGCCUCGGGGGGUAUCACCACCGGCCAGCAGGCGCAGGCCGCCCUCCAGGCUGGCGCUUCCGUGGCCAUGAUGUACACUGGUCUGACCUACGGUGGCAUUGGCACCAUCACGCGAGUCAAGCAGGAGCUGCGUAAGGAGCUUACGAAAUAA
Molecule: messenger RNA, 1548 nt
Organism: Penicillium salamii
Lineage: Eukaryota; Fungi; Ascomycota; Eurotiomycetes; Eurotiales; Aspergillaceae
Source: the annotation of a GenBank genome assembly